AUGGAUCCAAUGCAAGAAGAAAUGUUUGACAUCAAUCAAUUGAUGAAAUACAAGUUGCCUGACUCCUCUCGAACCUUUUUAGAGACUAGUUCUUCACUUCAAAAUUUUGUUGUCCAUGACCCGGGAGAAGCGACAUCUCUCUCCAGAAAAGCUUUCAAUGCAGAUUUAGAUGCAAGGCAAAAUGUUUCAUUCCUCUUCUAUGUUUCUAACAAUAUGAGUAAUGAUGGGCUUUCCAAUAUAUGGUGUGAAAAUUUUAACACUCCAUGUGUGACCAUGUCACAAAUUUUCACUCGACUUGAUGACCUCAUGAAAAUAUUCAUCAACAAGGACAGCAUCUCGAACAGCAGUGGUGCUGUUUUCAACGUUCAUGUGUCGAUUGUACUUCUCAAUGAUACGAAUGCUAAUGUUUUUUGCACUUCCGACUUUGUAUUAGUGACACCUCAAUCUCCAAAGUUCAAUUAUUUGUUUGAAUUUUAUUCAUAUCGAUACUACUCAAAUGUUGUGAUUCUUCAAAAACUGCAGUGUGUGACACCCCUCAUGAGUGUUCGUUCAGAUAUUACUCGAAUAUAUUUUCAUGAACUAGAAUUGACACUUCGAGUAUAUUCCAAACCUGGACUUAGUUUUGAAACGUACAAUUGUUAUAUUUUGAAUUCUUUAUUUAGCAUUGGAUAUAACACCGAUUUUGCAGAUACUGCAAAUGAAAAUGUAACCAAAGCAAAGGAUGUAAUUUUUGAAUAUGUUUUUUCUCAAGAACAAUUAGCGAGCUCGUUUUACUUUGGAAAUUUUGAAAAUGCACAUUUCGGAAAUGUAACGUUGACAAAUGUUGUUUCAUCUAGUUUCAGAAAUAUCAACCAUUUAAAAAUGAUGGACUGCAUGAUUCCCAAAGGAAGUUAUUAUUUCUUCAACUCAAUUACUUUACAAUUUCUGAACCUAAGAGCGAAAACGAUGGCUAUUAAAAUGAGUAAAGUGGAUUCCUGUGAGAUUGCAAAUUCCAUGUUUGCACUUUCUGGUUACUAUUUGCCAAUUAUUUUAGCCGAAUUUGGGAGAGAACUUGUGGUUCUUAACGUGGUUGUUUGGAAAGUCGACCAAUUUAUGGCUGUGAAUGCAUACGAAACUGUAUUGUUCAAAGAGUUGAAUAUAUUUAAUUGUUCAGUGGACCUGAAUGCACCAAGAUUGCAACGAUCUGUCAUUGAUGUGAUUGCAACUUCUACUGUCACUAUUGAAGACUCUCAAUUUUCAUACAAUUAUGGGCAAUUUGGAGGAGCCUUUUUUUUCGAAACUCUCGCCACCUUACGAAUCAAUAGUAGCACCUUUAUUGGAUGUCGUUCAUCACAUAGUGGUGGUUCCAUAUUCAUUUAA
This is a messenger RNA of Naegleria fowleri, 1359 nucleotides long. RefSeq lists its product as uncharacterized. The record is from RefSeq and is a predicted model, not a curated record. The transcript has 2 exons. Bases 1 to 1359 code for a protein of 452 amino acids. Lineage: Eukaryota; Heterolobosea; Eutetramitea; Acrasida; Naegleriidae.